GAUUGAUCGAUAAAGAUCAAAAAAUUCAGACUAUUAUUCAAUUUUAACAAAUACCAUUUCAAAACAAAACUUAAGUAGAUUAUUUAUCAAAUAGUAAGUUAGUUAUUUAAGCAGCAAGUAGCGAGUAAGGUAGUUUGGCAAUCAGGUUUUAAGCAAAAGUAGUUUAGAGUUAUGGAAAUGGAAGAGGAUACUAGUUAAAGCGGUUAUUUGGAUGGCAGAGAAAGUUAAUCUCGCAAUUAAGGGGAUGAACAAAAAAUGCAAGAAAGCAGCUACUCAGAAUUGUACGAUAACAUAAUAAUAGCUAUUAUAGAUGAGCACAACAAGAUAUAAAAUUUAGCUGAUUUGUAUGAUAUAGUGUUGUCUAAAAUAGAUGAGAGUUUGUAAGAUACAGAAUCAUAUGAAGAUAUUGAUUUGGAUGAGCUUGCAGAUGAGUGUUUUAAGCAAUUAAAAGUUAAAUUGUAUGACUCAUUUUCAAAACAAAUUUGGCAAGAUAAAAAUACACAAAAUGUAUCAGAAUACCAAAAGAUAGAAUUCAUUGAUGAUAAACUAAAUGAAAGCUUUGAUUUUUUCCAUACAGUAUCAAAUCUUAUAGUAUAUCUUGAGCAAUUAUAAAAGCAGUUAAUGAUAGGAAACAAAUAGCAGAAUAAUAAAGAAAACUCUUCAAUGUAGAAUUCAUCAGAAAAAGAAAAUCCUACCGAGUCUAUUAAUCUCCGAUAAAGAAAGAGUGCGGCAGCUACACCUAAUUCUUCAGUGGCAAAUGGGAAUUAUGAAGGUAAGUAAAUAGGAGAUAGAUAAAAGCAAAAGGAUAAUAUUGUAAAUUUUAGCGAAAAUAAAGCAGCAUCAGCUUCAAUAAGCAGUAGCAGUAGAACUACAUCUAAAAGAGGAGAAACAAAGUAAAAAAAUCCUCCAUAGUCUUUUGGUUUAUAGCAAUCUUUUUGCAGUAAUGAGAGUUUAGGUGUGAAAGGAAACAAUUUAUUAGGAGGAGAUUUCAGAAACACCAUAUAAGGUGAAUAAAAGAUCUUUGUUAGAUUGAAUCCCUUGAAUGUGCAAACUCAUUAAAUUUAGCUUUAUUUGCAGAACUUUCCUCGACUUGAAGUUAAGAUAGGUACCAACUAGUGUCUUAGUUAUCUCCUUGAGUAUUUGCAUCGUAAGUGGCUUUAGAAGCAACAGAAUAAUGGAAUGCAGAAUAAUAAUUGUAUUUUUGGAAUCUUUUUAUAUCCUGAUAGCGAAAGCUGGCUCAUCGAAUUUAAAGGCCAAGAAAAGCCUAAACUAAGUGAAUAAUUGAUGAUUAAUGAUAUUUAUUAAGGUUUCAACUAUCCUAAAGAUCAGGUAGUCAAUCUACUUUACGAAAUAACAAAAGACCAACCACCUUAGCCAGCUCCUUCUAUGCUGUAAGCUUCAGAAUGGGAAAAUCAUAUUUAAAAUACUAUGCCUUCCCCAAGAUUACAUAUCCCGCUAAGUCCGUCACGAUUAGGUGUUGAUCAUGAAGAUAAUUACCACUUUUUGUAGCAAUUCAGCUAAGAUUCUGAUUUUAAGUUCUUUAACUACUACGAAAAUCUGUUUAAUGAAGACGAUGAUGAAGACUAUGUUGUGAAUGAAGACGAAGAAGAAGAGGAGGAGGAAGAAGAGGAUGAUGAAGACGAUGAAGAAGAUUUUGAAGAAGAAGAGGAAGCUAUAGAAGAAGAUUAAGAUAAAUAAGAAUAAGGAACAAAUACCUAAAAAGAUGAUUUUCAAAAUUAAAAUAAAAAUGAUUUAAAUGAAAAAACAUAAGAGUAUUAAUAAAAUUAAACAAAACAAAAUAAUAAAAUUUAGACUGAAGGAGAAGUUCAAAAUAAUAAAUUAGGAUAAGCAGAAAAUUAAAAUGGGAAUUAAAAAAAGAAAAGCAAUAAAAAUAAUAAAGAAGAUGGACACGAUCAAAGAUAAAAAUCUUAGAACUAAUAACAAAGUAAUAGAAAAAGCAACGAAAAAAAAUAAAAAUAGAGCAAUAGCAAUUUAUUUUAUUAAAAUUAGCAAAAAAUGCUCUAAGAAAAUUAAGAUUUAAACAAUAAUCAAUAUGGUAAUUAUGGUGGUAAUAAUGAUUUAAAUUAUAAUGAAUAUCAAUAGAACUUGAUGGAUGAUUGUAAAGAUGCUCAAUUAAUGUCUAAUUUUGAAAUAAAUAAUUUCGAAAAUGUAAACCAGCUAAAUGAUUUUUAUAGUAAUUAAUACAAAGUAUAAAUGAAUAAUCGGUACAGAAGCUAAGAAGAUGUAGACAAUAUUAAUCAAAACGAUUUAUAAGAGUAACAUCAUCUUCAUAACUCAUCAAUUAAUAUAGAUAACAGCAUGCUUAAGUAAAGCAGUAUUAGAGGUAAUAAUUUGAUGACUAGUGAAAACCUCAAUAACAUGGGAAAUAACAUGAGCAACAUGAUAGGUUUGGGUAAUCUAGAGUCUUAAAAUUUCCAAAAAUAAAUAAGUUAGACAAAUUGCUAUGAUGGUUUCAUUGACUUUAACAAUGAUACGAGCAAUAAUUUGAACAAUAAUAAUAUGAGCAAUAAUUUAGCUGAUAGCAAUAAUGGUAAAAACAACAAUAAUAAUUUGAACAUUUAAAGUAAUAAUACAAACGACGGAUUUAACAGCUUCUCCAACAUAAUGAAUUAGAUGAAUCAAGAGAGCAAUAACAUAAGAAAUGCUCAAGACCAUCAGUUGGAAAAUGAAAACAAUGAUAACAAUUCAAUUAGUUUGAUGAUUAAUUAGUAGUAAAGCUUAUAAAACUAAAUGCAAUAACAAUAGAUUUAAAGUAGCUUAGAUAAUUAGAAUGCUAAUCUGUUAUUAAAAUCCCCUUAAACAAAUAGAGAUAAAAAAAAAAAUAAAUUGUAAGAUAAACAAGCUGAAAAAAUAAAGAGAUAAAAGCAAUCUUCUACUGUAGAUCAGAAUCCUGAUGAAUAAAUUAUAUCUUUGAUUAAACCAAAUCCUUACAAAGAUGUAGAAAUGUUUUAAAAGAUGAAAUCUAAAGGCAAUCCCAACCAAAACUAAUCUGAAUAAUUAGAGUACUAAAUAGAGGAUGGAAAAUUAAAUAGUCUUGACUAAGAAAAUGAAAGCGAAUAAAAAAAACAACAACUUAAUUUACUAAAGAACAAUAUUCGCCCUCCUAGUUUCUAACUGAAUCAAACUUAAAAGUAGAGGGAUGAAAGUGAAAAAGAGCCAAAGCUGCAAAAAUUUGUUAAGUAGAAUAGCACUGGAGAUAUCAAUGAUGAUUAAUAAGGAUAAUCAAAUUAAAAAGGAUAAAUAAACUAAAAUAACAACCAAUAAAUAAAUACAGAGAAUAUAUUAAAUAAAUAAAAUGAAAAGGCUCAACAGCAGCAAUUAAUCAAUCUCCAGGAAUAGCAACAGCUAAGUAACUGUUAUAAUGAUAAUAAAGAUUAAGGAGAACGAGAAGAGGAAGAAGAAGAGUUUGAUGAAGAUAAUGAAGAUGAUGAUGAAGAAGAAGAAGACGAAGAGGAGGAUGAAGAAGAAUUUGAUGAAUAAUACUCUAAUAAUAACCAAGACGAAAACAAUUAAUAAAAUGAGAAAAAAGAUUAAACUGAUAAACAAAAUAAUUAAAAUUAAUACAACGAACAAAGCUAAAAUCUUAUUAAAAAUACUUCGCCAUUGCAAUAUAAACAUAAUUUUAGCAAUUUCAAUUUAUUUAAUUAAGACAGCUAUCAAUUCCAUAACAAUUAAAGCUAUAACUUCAACUCAUUAAAUAACAUAUUCAACACAACUUCAAAUGCUAACAUUUAGAAUACUUUAUUCAACUAGCAGUUGCAUAGCACUAAUUCAAAUUUAAUAAAUAAAUCUCUUCUUAAAAGUCCCAUCAACCCUUCUCAAAAGAAAGGUUAUACUUUUAAACAAAAUAUUUUUGGAGAUAAAAAUUUUAAUUCAAAUAAUUUCCAAAAUGAUAACAGCAUUAUGAAUAUUAAUAGCAUGGCUAUGCGAUUUGAGGAUCCUUCUUCCAAUUUUAAGCAUUUUGAUUUUCCUUUUUCAAAUAUGAACUAUGCUAGUAAUUCUAGACCAUUUUUGAAUGAUAAAUAUACUAACACAUUCACAAUGUCUAAAUUUAAUUAGAAUUCUAACUUGAAUUCUAUUCCUUUAUAUAAAAAUUACCAGCAUAGCAAUUAAUUGAACUUUGCUCAUCAUCAAUUUAAUCAUCCCUUUAACUCUAGAAGGGAUAUUUUUGCAGAUAAAACUCUUAGUUCUGAAAUGGAUAAAGAUAAUUUGUAAAAUACUGAAAAGGCUAUUAAUGAAGAAUUAUAAAAUAAAAAUGAGGAUAAAAAUUUCCCACAAAUAAAUAUCAUAAAAUCAGAAAGCACUCCUUCUUUAGGAUUAAAAAACGAGUAAGACUAGAAAAUUAUUAAAAUAGAUGCUACUGAGAAGUAAUUUUCAGACUAAAAGCAGUAAAACUAAUCUUAAUAGAUAACUUAAAACGAAGCAAACAAAAGUGAAGUUAUGGGAUUCAGGAAGAUAAAUGUAAUAAAAAAGGAAGAUGCUUCAUCAGCAGGUGGCAGUCUUCUUGGAAAAAGAUUCCUCUCUGAGUAGGGAGAAAUCAAAAGUUCAUCAAAAUAAGAUCAAGGCAGCAGUGAUAAUCAAAUUCCAUUAUCUGUUUUAAAUACAGAAAAAAUAGAAAACCUUGUAAAACAAAUUGUCGGAAACUAGUAAAAUUAAGAUAGUGUUUAAGACAAUAAUAAUAAGAAUCAAAAUGAUAGCUAGUCAUAGCAAGAUUCACUGAAGUACUUAUAAAUGAAUGAAAGUAAUCAAGACAUAUUGGGUAAGAAUACAAGCAACAAUAAUAAUUCAAGCAAUAUUUUCAAAGUGAGGAAACUUUCAGCUAAUUAAAUAUAGAACUAAAAUUCUUUGAACCAAGUAGCCAAGCCAACAAAUAACAACUCUAAUAGUAAUUUUAGUAAAAAUGUUUAAGAAGUACAUAAUGCCAUAACAAAUUUACUAAACAACUAAAGUCUUACAUCUUCUGUAAAUCCAAUUAAUACAAAUAACAGUGAAUUGUCAAAAGAAAGUUUAAAUUCUAAUAACCACUCAAACACAGAAAUUAAAGAAAACUAUAAAUUCCUUAAAUUUUAGAAUGAAUUUGCUAAAUAUUACAGUGAAAACCUUUGCAAAACUGAAGAUUAAAAAAUAAACAGCUCUUUAUAAUCAAACAGCACAUAACAGGCUCUUAAAGCUUAGUUGAUGAGAAUCGAUUCAACAAAAGCUGUCUCAGCUAUUUUAGAAAAUGUUAUUGCAUCAUAAUAACUUAAGUAAACUCAGUAAACUUCUUAAACAGGAUUAUCGUCAACAUAGAAGUUAGAAGAAAACAAUAACACGUUACAAAAUUCUCUUAACAAUAUAGAAAAGUAAAAAAGUUUAGGAGCUUCUUCAAACCAAAUGGAAAGUAUCAAGUAAAUAAUACAAGUAAAGACUGCACCAAAAAUAAUAUCACCAAAUUAUUAGAGCAACUUGAGCGAAAGCAAUAAUAACAAUAAUUAAUCUAAUGAUUAAUCAAAAGAUUCAUCAAAGCAAGCAGCUAUAAAUUUAUCCUAAAAUUAAUAAUAACAAUAAAAUUAAUAACAAGGAGUUGUUCGUACAGAUCUAUAAUUUCUAGAGAAUCUAGUCGAAUUAGUAGGAUUAAAGAAAAAUUAAGUGUAGGGUGCUCAACAAUUUAUUAAUUAAGUGAAAGAUGUGUAAACAAAUAACAGUAAAUAGCAAAACAACGAAGCUUAACCUAAUAAAAAUGUUCUUGUCAAAAGUGUUUCAGUGGUAAGAAAAUAUAAUAAUAGCACUUCCCUCACAAAUUAGCAACAAGCUAAUUAAAAAUCUGACGAAAGCAACAAUAAAAAUUCUCCAGAUUCAUCUAUAAACCAAUAAAUGUAGAACGAUUAAAAUGUUGAAGUAGAAAAUAAAAUGGAAUCUUCUACUAUCUAAAAAUGCAACAAUUCAAACUCUGACUAAACUGAAUGA
Messenger RNA from Tetrahymena thermophila SB210, 5967 nucleotides. RefSeq lists its product as hypothetical. The record is from RefSeq and is a predicted model, not a curated record. Lineage: Eukaryota; Ciliophora; Oligohymenophorea; Hymenostomatida; Tetrahymenidae. The transcript has 5 exons.